UGCUGUGUGACUAGUGUCCCUCUGCGGCCUCCAUAGUCUACAUUGAAACAAAAUGGCUACCCCUGUUGACAACGAUUUAAUUGAAAGCGAUUUGCCUGCAGCUGUACAGCUGCUGAGAAAUCUCACAGAACAGGUGACCUCAGUUACAAGUCAUGUCCGUGAGCUAAUAAGAAAAGUCAAAGAUGGAGCUUUUAAGACAUCAGAGGGUUUGUCUUUCUUGGACCUUCGGUAUCACCUGCUGCUCUUCUACCUUCAAGACCUCACUCACCUGAUCAGCAUCAAAACAGAAGGAGGCCAAAUAAAAGACAGUGACGCCUUGAACAGACUGGUCACAAUCAGAACGGUCCUGGAGAAGAUGCGCCCACUAGACCACAAACUGAAGUACCAGAUCGAUAAACUGGUGCGCACAGCGGUCACCGGCAGUUUAGCCGAAAAUGACCCGUUGCAGCUGCGUCCUAAUCCUGAGAAUCUCAUCAGCAAAUUGAGCGAAUCGGAGGAGUCUGAAGGUGAAGCUGAGAAUACGGCCGAGAAGAAAGCAGCCCACUCUAGUGGCAAGAAAUAUGUACCGCCAAAGAUUGCCCCAGUGCAUUAUGAUGGUGACAUGACGGAAGCGGACAGGAAGAAGGCUCAGUCGGAGCGCCAGCGGCGAGCUGCCCUCAGGAGCUCAGUGAUCCAGGAGCUGAGACAGCAGUACAGCGACGCUCCAGAGGAGAUCCGGGACAGAGGAGACUUCCAGAGCGAGCGGGAGAGCCGCGAGGAGCUCCAUAGGAAAAAAUACGAGGAGUCGAUGAUGGUGCGUCUCAACAUGCCACAACGUCAGAAGGGCACCAGAAAGAGAGGCAUGAUGUCCACGCUGAGCGGCAUCACACACUUCGGUGACAUCUCGGCGCUGACGGGCGGCGAGGGGGGACAGGAUGGGGAGAACUCUCGGCCCAAGAAAAAGAAGAAACUCAUGAAGAAAAAAACCAAAAGAAAAGGUGAGAACAUUCAAAUAUACCAGAUGGCAUAAAUGACUUUACUGCUAUUUCUUUGAAAACAUAAAACGGAUUACAGUGAAGUAACUUGAACUUCUACGUGAUGUUCAGAGAACCUUUCCUACAUGGGCUUUGUGUUGAUUCUGCUUUUAUUGUAACACUAGAACCAUGUGAUUGGUGUCAUUUUGUCAGUUUAUAAAAAAUGUUUUUAAAACGAUACAAUAUUGAUGAUUUGAAACGCAGCUGAAGUGCUUUUAUUUGCAUUUCAAUUGUUUCCUGUUAAUAAUCACCCGUGUCCUUCCUCUACAGCCUUCAAGAAGCACAGAUAGACCUGAAACGUGACGUUCACUGAAGACCAAACGAUGACACGGAGAGUUCUUAACAACCGUCAUCACUUUAGUUUAUACUUAAGAGUUUGUUACCAUUAAUUCCCCACUUCAGUGUGAUUGUUUUUCAUUGUUUGUGGAAUAAACAUUUACAUGUCACGUUAUUUAUCUCCAUUAGAGGGCAGUCACAUUGCUUCCUUAUCAGACAGGACAAAACGCUCCUUGUGCCAUCUAAUAACCCUCUCUGGCAGAGAGCCGUGAUGAUGUAGGGGAAAUAUGCAGCAGAUGACAUUUUAGGACACAUUUACAAGUAUUGCUGAAGAAACCCAUUCAAUUUGACCUGCACACAAUUGCUGGAGAAGCAGCCAGAUGCUGAUUCAAGGUCUAAUCACAGCCUGGUGCAAUAGUGACAACACAAAAGUUUGAAUUAUGCAUUCCUGUUAACAUUAACUCACACCACAGUAGGGGAAACAAGUGUUUUGUCUAGUAACCCGAGUGUGCAGUUGGAUCAUCGUGUUACAUUACGCACCAUCAAGGGAUAAACAUUAAAGUUUACCUCAGUACGAGGGUGGUCUUGGGCCUUAACAUUAAAAGAUUUAGGGUUUGGCCUGCGAUGUCAGUUAUGACCACUUUGCUGAUACUUGAUUCAUUCUUAAACAAACACCAAAUACCUAGUAUUGCUGGUGAGGGAACCAUUGGCCCAAUCCCAGUGCCCCCCCCCCCCUAAAGCCUCAAACCCUGAACCCUCAAGAACUUGCUGAUGUCACCUUGUAAGUGGUUGAGUGUGAGAGACGGAGAGGGCUUGAAAUGGUGUAAAUAUGAAUGGGACAACACUUUGCUGCAACAGAUCACUCAACCAUGAAAACGACAAAAUAUGUAUAACUGUAGGUAUUUUAUACUUUGUACUCCGUGAUGUGAACGUCUUCCUGGCUCUAUCCUCAAAGGAUGAGAGGUCAUUUCAUAUAAUCUAUUUACUUGUUUUUGUCAAAACGGCUUCAAUGACAAAAUCAAAUACUUGAAUAAAUAAAUAUCCUCUGAUUUCAUGUUUUUUUGUUCCAUCUUUAACCCUCUAUUGUUCUGAAUAAAUUUGAUACGACAGGCUGAA
This is a messenger RNA of Anarrhichthys ocellatus (wolf-eel), 2405 nucleotides long. RefSeq names its product neuroguidin, EIF4E binding protein (gene ngdn). The transcript is spliced from 10 exons. The record is from RefSeq and is a predicted model, not a curated record. Gene Ontology annotation, biological process: maturation of SSU-rRNA from tricistronic rRNA transcript (SSU-rRNA, 5.8S rRNA, LSU-rRNA). Gene Ontology annotation, cellular component: nucleolus; small-subunit processome. The coding region runs from base 53 to 1009 and encodes 318 amino acids. NCBI's taxonomy places the organism in Eukaryota, Metazoa, Chordata, Actinopteri, Perciformes, Anarhichadidae.